Messenger RNA from Fimicolochytrium jonesii, 640 nucleotides. RefSeq names its product U4/U6.U5 small nuclear ribonucleoprotein 27 kDa protein-like protein. Lineage: Eukaryota; Fungi; Chytridiomycota; Chytridiomycetes; Spizellomycetales; Powellomycetaceae. The transcript has 4 exons. The record is from RefSeq and is a predicted model, not a curated record. Bases 220 to 552 code for a protein of 110 amino acids. Gene Ontology annotation, cellular component: precatalytic spliceosome. Gene Ontology annotation, biological process: RNA splicing.
CCGACGUGCGGUUCGCUUCCGCAUCUGGGUUUUAUGUGGCUGUAGUGUGCAUGGGCGCACCACAACGACAAUGACAAUCAUAUACAUACGACUCCGAGAGACCCAAUAGGGUCGGCAGCUUCGCCCUGCAUUUUUGUGGCUGGUUUGUUGAAUUCUAUCGUCCAUCUUCCUUCCCUCACCUGGUUCCCCGGAAUUCCAACCAACGCUCUCACACCGAAAAUGAGCAGAGACCACCGCCGCUCCUCACCCCAAAGCUCCCACCGCCGUCAGGACAGUCGAGACAGAAGCAGAAGCAGUCGGGACAGACGGGAUAGGAGCAUGAGCCACUCACGGAGCGAGGAUUCGGAUGAAGUGCGCGAGGUGGACCCGAUGGAGGGUAUGGAUGAGGAGGCGAAGAUGAUGGCGUUGAUGGGGUUUAAGGGGUUUGAGACCACGCAUGGCAAAAAAAUUCAGUCAGACCAAGGCGCCGUCUCAGUCAACAAACAACGCACCUACCGCCAGUACAUGAACCGGCGGAGAGGGUUCAACAGGAAUUUGUCGCCGACCCGGUGAUACCUCCUUUUCGGAAUGUGGCGACGGGGAUGUGGGAUGAUGGAUGGUGGGCGAGGUGCGGGUGGAAUGUGCAUGGUGGGAGAUGCAU